This is a messenger RNA of Micropterus dolomieu (smallmouth bass), 597 nucleotides long. RefSeq lists its product as uncharacterized. The record is from RefSeq and is a predicted model, not a curated record. The transcript has a single exon. Lineage: Eukaryota; Metazoa; Chordata; Actinopteri; Centrarchiformes; Centrarchidae. Bases 1 to 597 code for a protein of 198 amino acids.
AUGGAGCAAAAAUCACCUAAAGAUGAGAGCACCGCCAAGGGACAAGAGUCUCUGUCCUACCAGCGGAGGAUGUGGAAGAAUUUCCAGGAGAAAACCAAGCCUUGGCUCAGUCCUAAACUGGGAUCGGAGCGUCGGGGUGCCGGGGGCGCGGAGGGCAGCAAAAAGGAAUCGGGGUUAUGGAUGUUUAAGAGGAAAAAGAAACAAAUGGACCGGGUGUUUUCGUCGUCUCAGCCGAAUCUGUGCUGCUCUCCGCCGGCGCCUUUUGAAGGAGAUAAGAAGUCCCUUGGAAGCGACGCGGUCCCGGGUACCAGCAGCGACGGACAGCCUCUGCUACACCCCCUUGGCGCAGCUUCUGGAGCCACAGGGAGCAAACCCGAGCUGGCGGCGCACGGAAGCCCCAAACUCCCCGUAUCCAAGCUGAUCACGUAUCAGCAGAAGAGCUCCUCUCUCGGCUCGGCGUGCUUCGAGAAACUGGUGGUGGACCCGGCCGCGGUGGGGGGAGAGGAGGAGCAGCUGCGUAAAAACGCAAGUGAUUCUGUGAGUAAAGAUCAUGUGGCAAAAUACGCAUCUCGUAGAUUAUCUGCUACUACCGAGUAA